This is a messenger RNA of Geodia barretti, 1317 nucleotides long. The record is from the annotation of a GenBank genome assembly. Lineage: Eukaryota; Metazoa; Porifera; Demospongiae; Tetractinellida; Geodiidae.
AUGGCAGAAGACAGAUGCGUACAUACAGAUUGUGAGGGAUUUUACCGCCGAGAUUUUCUCAAAGCCGGUGCCCUCGGUUUGUUCGGUCUCAGCCUCACAGACCUGUUCCGGCUCAAAGCGCACGGUGCAACUACAUUUCAGGAGAAAGAAACCGCUACCUCCGUUAUUCUCGUCUGGUUGGGGGGCGGCCCAAGUCACCUUGAUAUGUGGGAUCUCAAGCCGGAUGCCCCUGAGGAAAUUCGUGGGCUUUUCAAACCGAUAUCGACAAACGUUACCGGUAUUCAGAUGAGCGAGCAUCUUCCCAGACUCGCCCAACAAACCGAUAAGCUCUGCAUUAUCCGCUCGAUGACCUCUCCAGAGGCGGCACAUGAGCGUGGAACGCACUAUAUGAUGACAGGUUAUCAACCCUUACCGGGUUUUGCUGUCCCAGGAUAUGGUGCUGUUGUCUCCAAGCUCAAAGAACAGCGGAGUGCAUUACCUCCCUAUAUUGCUGUGCCUGCUCCGGUCGCUUAUGGUGGCGGCGGAUUUUUAGGCGCGUCGCUUGCACCUUUCUCACCCGGAGGAAAUCCGGCAAGCAAGAACUUCAAGGUGCGGGAUUUAGAACCUCCCAAGGAGGUUUCCUUUGAACGCGUUGAACGCCGUCGUUCGUUACGCCAAGCCGUUGAUGCCGCCUUCAAAAAAUAUGAGGCAGGCAAUCCGGCUGCCGAAGCCGUCGAUAGUUUCUAUACCUCCGCUUAUGACCUGAUGAGUUCCACCGAUGCGCGUGCCGCGUUUGAUCUCGGCAAUGAGCCAGACAAAACGCGCGAUGCAUAUCAACGUAACACCUUCGGACAAAGUUGUCUCCUUGCCAGAAGGCUCGUUGAGGCAGGUGUUAACUUCGUCACUGUCAGUAACGGUGGAUGGGACAACCACAACAACAUCUUCUCAUCGUUGCCGGGUAAACUCAACGACUUUGAUCGGACGAUGGCUACCUUAAUCGAAGACUUGAGUGAUCGAGGAUUGUUGGAAACGACCCUCGUUUUGGCUAUGGGUGAAUUUGGAAGAACCCCGGUCAUUAACCGCAACGGCGGACGCGACCACCAUUCCCGUGUUUUCUCGAUUAUGUUAGCUGGCGGUGGCGUCCAAGGCGGACAAGUCAUUGGUGCUUCAGAUCCGCUUGGCAUGGAACCCGCGGAAACCCCUGUACGUCCAGAAGACUUGUCAGCAACGCUCUAUCGAUGCCUCGGCAUUGAUUAUAAUCAGCAUCUGGAAUCGCCUGAUGGGGUUCGCAUUGUCCUCUCACGUGGUGGCAAACCCAUUCGCGGCGUUCUCGCGUAA